Messenger RNA from Oryzias latipes (Japanese medaka), 3474 nucleotides. It is a transcript of the gene ttyh3a, whose product is annotated as tweety family member 3a. Gene Ontology annotation, molecular function: intracellularly calcium-gated chloride channel activity; volume-sensitive chloride channel activity. Gene Ontology annotation, cellular component: plasma membrane. The record is from RefSeq and is a predicted model, not a curated record. NCBI's taxonomy places the organism in Eukaryota, Metazoa, Chordata, Actinopteri, Beloniformes, Adrianichthyidae.
CUGUGGUAAAACUGCCAGCUGGGAAACUGUCGUGAACAGUCGCAGAGCUGGCUCCUGCUGAACUCCGAUGAUAACUGCACGGAGAACUUAAUUCGGAAUGAAUUUAGUGACGCUCGAAAACCCAACGCGGACAUGAAGUAAAAAAAAAAAAAGAAGAAGAAGAGAAACUUCCAUAUCAAUAACCCGGGAUGUAACAAAGAGAGGACCAGUAUGCCAAGAGGAACAAAAGAGAUUUUUUCUUGUUGACACACGCCUUCGUGUUUCAGUGGACACAACUAACCUGCAGCUAACGCUAGCUAACCUACAUAGCGGCCGAAAACAUCCCCUUCUCCAGAGGAUCUCACUGAUAGAGACUUCAUGGCAGCAGUAGUUAGCUACUCCCCGCCGGUGUGGGUCAGCAUCCUGCACAGACUACCCCACUUUAACUUCAAGUUCGAGCAAACCAGCAGUGAUUUCCAACCGAACGACUGGACCUAUCAACAGUCCAUCGCGCUGCUGGGAGGUGUGGCGCUUGCCUGUCUGGCUCUGGACCUACUUUUCCUCCUCUUCUAUUCCAUUUGCCUGUGCUGCCGGCGGAGCAAAAAUCAGGAAGAGUCGAGCGCCGACUGUUGCUGCACAGCCUGGUGCGUCAUCAUCGCAACGCUCGUGUGUAGUGCUGGCAUUGCUGUCGGUUUCUAUGGAAACGGGGAGACUUGUGAUGGCGUGAAUCGGCUGACGUAUUCCCUCCGCCACGCUAAUCGUACAAUCACUGGAGUGCAAAAACUGGUGAAUGACGGGACAUCCUCAUUGAACCAGACAGUGGAGGAGAACCUGCAACAGCUUGAGAGACAGUAUGCAGGCCAUGCUGACUACAUGUCCAUCAUCCAAAAGCUGCAGGUCCAGCUGGACGAGCUGGUCAGGCAAAUGGCAGAAAUCCCCUUCUGGGAUAACGCCAACAUCUCCUUGGAAGACCUGGCCGUCAACAUUGAGUUGUAUGAUUGGUACAGGUGGCUCGGCUACAUAGUCCUACUACUGUUUGACAUCUUAAUCUGCCUUCUGGUGCUGUUUGGCCUCAUUCGCAAUUCCAAGGGAACACUCAUUGGGGUGUGUUUGUUUGGUGUGGUGGCUCUGAUCAUCAGCUGGAUCUCAUUGGGACUGGAGUUAGCCGUCUCCGCUAGCUCCAGUGACUUCUGUGCUGCUCCUGACAUGUACAUAACCAAAGUGGUGGAUCAGAAUGCAGUCAUUGAUCGAGAAAUCCUGCAGUACUACCUGAGCUGCAGUGUGGAUCAGACCAACCCCUUCCAGCAGAGGCUUUCCGGGAGCCACAAAGCAUUAGUGGAGAUGCAAGACGACGUGUCUGAGCUGCUGCGUUCUGCCACCAGAGAAUAUAAAGAAACCAGGGGAAGCUUGGAGGAGAUCCAGGGAAUACUGAACACCACGGAGAUCAGCCUCCAUCAGCUCACAGCGCUGGUGGACUGCCGCAGCCUGCACAUGGACUACGUCCAGGCUAUGACGGGGCUGUGCUAUGAUGGGCUGGAGGGCGUCAUCUACCUGGUCUUCUUCUCCUUCGUCACAGCUCUCAUGUUCAGCUUGAUUGUCUGCAGCGUGCCUCACACUUGGCGUGGGAAGAGGAGCAGCGACGACGACAGCGAGGAAGACUCUCUGAGCCACGGAGGGCGGCCAAACCAUGACAACCUGUACCGAGUCCACAUGCCCAGCCUGUACAGCUGCGGCAGCAGCUACGGCAGCGAGACCUCCAUCCCCGCCACGGCCCACACAGUCAGCAACGCGCCUGUCACAGAGUACAUGGCCCAGAACUCCAACUUCCAGAACUCUCGCUGUGAAAACACGCCUCUGAUCGGGCGCGAGUCUCCUCCCCCCUCGUACACCUCCAGCAUGCGGGCGAAGUAUUUGGCCAACAGCAGACCAGAUCCCAACAACCCUCCCGCUCACUAGACGCCGCUCACCUGCCGACGUGUCUGAAGUCUCCUCCUCCGAUCAUCAGUCCUUUCAUUCCAUCUUCGGCUUCCUUCUAUUCUUUUUUUCCUGUCUCACUUGAUUUGAGCCAAAUGUGCUUUCUUGCUGGUUGGUUGGAGCAGAAAUCGAAGACGGCCAUCAUCUCACAGUUUAGGCGUCUGGAAACAUCAGUUUCUCGACUCUUUGAGGAUCUGGUGAGUCAUCACUGGUGCUACGAUGGAGCUGCAGUGGAGCCUGGACUGCACUUUUACACGCCAGCGCCGCCACGAGGACAGGGUCGUCCGGCGUGGCGUGGCGCUGCGUUGAUGAGGACUCUGGAAGCUCUCCCAGACCUACACUGGUUGUUUUGUAAAGUACUGUAUCAUACUGCUUGACGAGUCACAGAAUAACAAAAACAAAAAAUGUCUGUCGGCUACCUUUUAAAAACAAAAUUAGAAUUUCAUGUAAAAGUGCAGCACACUAUAGCUCCAAUAUUGGCUUUUUAUGUCUUCAGUCUAAUUUGCGGGACCAGUUUUAGAGUAGUAUUGCACACCUUUUUUCCUUCCUGCUCUCUGGGUUUAGAUUUUUAUUUUUUUCUUCAAAUGAGGCCACUCCCACAGCAGCGGGUCGAGGGCUUGCAAAGGUGGCUGGUGGUUAGAUAAACUGAGGGGAAAACCAAGGAGCUGGCAUGAAUGCAGAUAUUUUAGGAGUGGAGCAGUUUUAGUUCUAACUGAUGAUUCAAAGAAGUGGGUGUCAAUAUUUUUUGCAGUAACAGGCUGUCCUUCAUGCCUCUGCAGGAAGCAGACGUGGACAAAACACCUCCCCCUUUAGAUUUCUGUAAAAUAUAUUUCCAAGAAUAUGCAUUGGCAAUGCGGUGUCUCACAAAUGUGUUUUAGCAUUUAUAUAGAAGUAGAAACAGUGGAUGCUGUGAAGGGGUUGUUGCAAAAUAAAUCCCUAAAAAGACAUUUUGCUGUUCUUAAAGCAUGACGAACUUUCUAAUGUGGAGUGAGAUGUUUGUACCUCUGCCGCCUCAGCUUGCUUCGCUUAGACGUGACCAUUGCAAGAGGCGAACUGUGCCAACAAGCCAAGCACAACUUCUGACUUUCUUCUUAAACGUGGUGACCUCUGUGAAUGAGACUCUCUCAAACCCUUUCCACCUCCUUCAGCUUAACGACACAAUCCAGUUUUUUCUUCAGGUAGUUUUCUUUCUUUUCUUUUUUUUGUAAUUCUGUGCAGAAUAAUUGCAAAGAAAUUUUAAUUUUGACAGCGAAGUUUUUAACUCGUAAAAAGGUAUAAUCCAUUUUUAACAUUGUUUUCCAUUUGAAUUUAUUUGAAACUGUAGCAAACAAAAGGUUUUGCAAAAUCUAAUGUGAAGAUAUCAAUUAAAGGUGAUUUUUUUUUUUUAUUGGAAAAAGCACUGUAGAAUUGUUUUUUUUAUAUAUAUAUAUAUAUAUACAUCAUUUUGUAAUGUGUACGUGUAAACUGUGGUUGUAAUGAGUUUAAAUGCUGUGUUUUGAGAAUAAAGGAACUUUAAUUGGA